Penicillium odoratum is the source of this 1176-nucleotide messenger RNA. RefSeq lists its product as uncharacterized. NCBI's taxonomy places the organism in Eukaryota, Fungi, Ascomycota, Eurotiomycetes, Eurotiales, Aspergillaceae. The record is from RefSeq and is a predicted model, not a curated record. The transcript has a single exon. The coding region runs from base 1 to 1176 and encodes 391 amino acids.
AUGUUGGGUGCCUUGGGCUGGAUCCCGUUGUUGUUUGAGCCAUUGGCCGACUGGUAUAUUCCACCUAUACAGCCCCAAGCCCGAUUACGGCCCGAGAAUAGACCUUGGCAAAACAUUAUCACAGGCGUAUACGGCCACCCACCCCUGCUCAAGAUCCACGACCGAACCGGAGAUGUCAAAUGGAGUUUUCGCCGGGAAGACGUCCAUCAGGAUCUCCCUCCGAAUAUACAACGGUGUUUGUGGGGAGGUGCAAAUGAUGCGACCGACAUGAAGUACAUGCGCGACGGCACCAGUGUCGCUGCCAUAUACAGUGAUCUCGUCUUGGUCGUGAACCACACCCCGGAUGACUCAACCCGCGAUAAAAAAAUCACAUGGGCCACCUGUCGCGAUAAUCAGUACCUGUGGAAUGCUCACAGCGUCGAACCCCUUCCUAAUGACCUCCUCGCGGUCUCCACCACCGGUCAACGUCCCUGGGAUGGUAUUCUCGUGUAUAACGUCAGUCUUGAUAAUCCCCUCGUCGAUGACCCACCUGUCUUGCAGAAUAUCACAGGUCUCCGCGCCAUCCACGGCAUGAUCUGGGAUGAGCAGGGCCAGAUGCUCUGGGCGACUGGAACCAACGCCGCUGCCGAUGGAACAGAUCCCGUUCCAGCCUACGGUACCAUAAUAGGCUACCCGUUCGAUGCAGCGACGGGGGAAUUGAGGAAAGAUGACCGGUACAUCUACCAUCUCCUCAAUGCGUACACCAUCGAAACUGAAUGGGGUAAAGGAUACCCGUGGUGGGCCGGGCCGCAUGAUCUCGUUCCCGUGCCAAAUCAGCGCAAGUUUCUCAUCUCAGAGGAUCGGGGCUUGCACGCCUUUGACAUUGAGAAGGGCGAGUUCUUCGCCGAGUAUCAAGAUGUUCAAGAUAUGUUUAUGCCGGGCUUUGAGGUAACGACCGAUGACCGUCACGGUAUAAAUCACACGGGUCAGUUUGAGGAGCUGCCACAGUCAGAUCUGAAGAGUUUCAACCUGGCGCCGGAUGGCAGCUUUAUUUAUGUGCAGUCGCUCUGGACCAAGUUCCGUGGCUUCCAUACCAGUUUGGUAGUAAACGGUGUGCGGCGCAAGAUCAACUUGGGCGAUGAGAUAUAUCGGUCGCGCUGGUUUGCCGACAUUGAUGGAUGGCCUAAGCCAAAGUAA